Molecule: messenger RNA, 3700 nt
Organism: Closterium sp. NIES-67
Lineage: Eukaryota; Viridiplantae; Streptophyta; Zygnematophyceae; Desmidiales; Closteriaceae
Source: the annotation of a GenBank genome assembly
UUUCGGUUUUAUGCGGUGAUACGGGAGGCUGACUGAUGGCUGGAGUGGAUGGGAGCUGUGCGGUAUGGAUGGGACGUUGAAAACUGUUUUGUGAAAUGAACGGUGAAGAUGUGAAAAGCUGAUGGCCUUUGGGAUUGCCCUGGAAGGUUGACGUGGCAGUGACACGUCCUGAACUUUGGGAGGGCGUGCUCUCCACCUCCAGCGGAAAUUCUCGAUAAGCUUCCUGCGCUUCUCUGGCUAGGUUAGAGCUGGGGGGGAGUAGCAUUCCAGGACUGGGCAAAUUUGUUGCCUCCAAGCCUUCACAUAGUGCACUGCAGGAAAGACGGCACUGCGAGUCAUAAGAGUACUCUAGAAGUUGAAAGGCAUUGAGGCCUCAGCAUCUUCAGUUGUUGCACACGGUUGCACCAGCUCGGGCUCCAUUCGUUGCUCUUUUUUCGGGCAUGAGUGCAUAAACCGCUACGCUGGCUGCUCGACGCUCAUUUUUAAGAACCGCUUAGAACUGCUUAGAACCGCUUAGAACCGCGUAGCUCUCCCAGUGAAAAUUGGCCGGCAUGGCCUCUCCCGCGCCACCAUUCCCACAAGCGCCGGCAGCCACGUCAGCAGCGAUGACGGCGCCGUCAGGUCUCGCUGCUUCUGCUGGCGGGCCGGUAGACCACUACCCGCAGCCGUUAGCGACGCACGAGGCGAUUCUGGGAGAUCGCGUGCUGUUCCUUGACUUGCUGGCGCGGUUUCACAACCAGAUGGGCGGAUCGCUGAGGAUUCCUCAGAUGGGAGGGAGGGAGUUGGAUCUGCACCUGCUGUACCGUGAAGUGACUGGCAGAGGAGGGCUCAUGCAGGUGAUAGCGGACCGCAAGUGGCGGGACGUGACGAUCCCCUUUGACUUCCCGCCCACCACGACCAGCGCAUCCUACGUGCUUCGCAAGUUCUACAUAAAUCUGCUGCACCACUUCGAGCAAACCUACUUCUUCAGGAGUCAGGGCCCUCUCGUCCCUCCCCCCCCGCUCACCCACUUCCCUCGUAAGCGCGGGGCAAGGAGAGCGCAAGGCGUUGAAGCCCCCCCACCGCCCCAGCUGGCCAACAUAGGGCGCAACAUCUCGGGCAUCAUUCGCUCCAAGUGCGACAACGGCUACUUCAUCACCGUGCCCAUGGGCGACCAGGUGCUUCACGGGAUUCUCUACCACCCCCCCUCCUCCUCCUCCCCGUUCGCCGCGCCCCAGCCCGUCAGCUUCAUGCUGAACCCCUUCGGGCUGGACUCGGCCCUCAUACGAUCCCAAAUGAUGGGCCGACGCAGGAGGCGGAAGAGGAGAAGACGGGCUGAGCUGCUAGCAGCAGCCGCGGGGGGCAUGCCCGGGGUGGUGAUUCCCCCUAAGCAGAACCGCACGGGGUAUAACUUCUUUUUCGGGGAGCAGAGGAUGAAGCUGAAAGCUGAGAUGCCCGACGUGCCGGACCGGGAGAUCAGUCGGCUGAUUGGGCAGCGAUGGAUGGCCCUCUCCCCUCAAGACAGGAUUCCCUACCAGGAGCAGGCGGAGAGGGAUAGAGAGCGGUAUGUGGCAGAGAUGCGGGAUUACAAUGAGAGACGCGCACAAGCAGGGGGGGGCUAUAUGGGGGAUAUAGACAGGGUUAUGGGGGGAGGGGGUUUCAGGCGCGGGGGAAUGGGCGGAGGUGGGGGGAGGGGGAGGGGAGUAGGGGGGGCAGGGUUAGGAGGAGAGAUCGAUGAGGAGGAUGAGGAGGAGGAGGGAGUGGAGGGUGAAGGGGAGGAGUAUGAGGAGGAGGGGUAUGAGGAGGAGGAGGAGGAGGGGGAAGGAGAGGAGGGGUAUGAGUAUGAAGAGGAGGAAGAGGAGGAGGAGGGAGAGGGGGAAGGGGAGGAAGAUGAGGUGAUGGAGUUUGAUGGGUUGACGGGACAUGUGGGUUUGCAAGUGGGAGCAGGUGUUGAUGAUACACAAGUGGGACUGCAGAGCUCUGCACUAGCAUCUCCUCCUAACAGCAUCGCUUUGCGUGACAGCAUUUCUGUGCCUAACAGCACCUCAAAGCCGGUUGGUCCUUCGCAACCUGUACAAUCAGCCAAGCUCCCUGUUGCAACUAGUGCUCCUCCUGCUGCUCCUGCCGCUGCUGUUCCUUCUGCUCCUGCCGCUGCUUCUCUUGCUCCUGCUCCUGCUGCUCCUUCUACUGCCGCUGCUCCUGCUCCUGCCCCUGCCCCUGCUCCUGCUCCUGCUCCUGCUCCUGCUCCUGCUCCUGCUCCUGCUCCUGCUCCUGCUGCUACUGCUGCUCCUGCUGCUACUUCUGCUGCUCCUGCGCCUAUUCUUGCUCCUGAUCUUGUGCCUGCUCCUCCUGCUACUGCUGCUCCUCCUGCUACCGCUCCUGCUCCUGCUCCUUCUGCCACUCUUCCUGCAGCAUCUUCCGCCUUUACUCCCGCUGGCGCUUCUGCUCCCUCAGCUGCUGCUGUGUCAUCUGGAAAAGCGGAGGUCAGCAAGGGAGGGGCUGGAGAAAGAGAAACUAAUGAGGGUGGAGUGAAGCAGGAGGACCGACCUGAGGAUAGGGCAACGGUGGUUGAAGGGGGGGAUACUCGGAUGGAGGAGGCGAGUCCAAUGAAAGAAGCAGCAGCGCCAGGAGAAGGAGCAGGAAACGAAGCAGCAGAGGAGGCAGCAGCAGGAGGGGAAGGAGCAGCAGCUGGAGCAGUAGAAGGGGCAGCAGCAACAGCAGCAGUAGGCGAAGCAACAGCAGCAGUAGGCGAAGCAACAGCAGCAGUAGGCAAAGCAACAGCAGCAGUAGGCGAAGCAACAGCAGCAGUAGGCGAAGCAACAGCAGCAGUAGCAGGAGUGGCUGCAACUGGAGAGGCUACAACUGGAGCGGCUGCAACUGGAGAGGCUGCAACUGGAGCAGCUGCAACUGGAGAAGCUGCUGGCAAAGGUGUUUCUGCCACAUCUGCUGCUGUCACUGCUGCUGCUACUGGUGGUGAUGCUGCUGCUGGUGAUGAUGAUGCUGGUGGUGGUGCUGCUGCUGCUGCUGCUGUUGCUGGUGGUGGUGUUGUUGGUGUUAUUUUGUCGGGUGAUGGUGCUGCUACUAGUGAAGGAGGCAUGGAUGUGGAUGCAGCUGGUGAUGUUGGGGCUGGUGGUGCUGCCACCACUGGUGAUGCUGCUGCUGGUGGUGGUGAUGGUGCUGCUGCUGGUGGUGAUGGUACUGUGCUCACUACAGAUGCAGGCGGCAUGGAUGUGGAUGCACCUACUGCUGGUGCGGAAUCUGGUUCUAGAGCAGAUGAGCUUGCACCAGUUGCACCUGUUCUGGAUGCAUCUGCUGCAAGCCUGCCUGAACCUCACCCACCUCAAGCAGAGGCACCUGAAGAUCACCCACCUGAAGCAGAGGUGCCCGAAGCUCACCCACCUGAAGCAGAGACGCCCGAAGCUCACCCACCUGAAGCAGGGGCACCUGAAACACUCUAACCUGGCCACACCAACCUGAAACCUGCCCACCUGAACUCUCUGCUGUGCAUGCACCUGUUACCAGCAACCUGGAUGUUACAGAGGACAUAGAUGAGGGGGAGGGCUAAUGAAGAAACUCGAGGGAAGUGAGGUCUCUUGAUGGUAAGAGGAGGAAACAAGCUUUUGUUACGUAUCAAUGUUCCUGUUUUUACUAUGCUAAUGCUAGGAGCUUGUACUACAUAGCUUUUGUUUUUGUAUGGAUGUAAUAGAAGGGAAAGUUGUGC